This is a messenger RNA of Drosophila montana, 1877 nucleotides long. RefSeq lists its product as uncharacterized. Bases 1 to 1818 code for a protein of 605 amino acids. The transcript has a single exon. The record is from RefSeq and is a predicted model, not a curated record. Lineage: Eukaryota; Metazoa; Arthropoda; Insecta; Diptera; Drosophilidae.
AUGACAAAUCUACUCAACAACUACGAAUCAUCGACUGCGGACGUGAAUGAUGGCAAUCGGUUGAUCAAUAAAAUCGUAGAUGACAUCUUUCAGCUGCAGCAAUGUCAUUACGAGGAAUCUGACUCCCAGCCAGAGCUGCCCUCCACUCCAGGCUCAACGCCAAGCUUUGUGGACAGGCGUUUGAAAUACUGGAAGGAUAUGAUACGUCAGCGUCGCGCCAAGCAGCUAAAACUGUGCCUGGCCACGGGCAGACAGCCGCAGCAGUUGCUCCUCAACGUGAGCAAUCGGGAGGAGCAGAGCAUCAAGCGAAUUCUGGAGCACAUCUCGCGCAGGGAUUCCUGCACAACAACAGCUGGGCUGCGUGUGGAUCCUUUGGAGAUAACCUUUGCCAAGCCACAAGACUACGUUGAGAUUGUGGGCCUACCAAAACAGGUUAGCUUGGAGCUGGAUGGCGCCGCGAGCACAAGGAGCAGGUGGUGCGAUUCACAGCUGCUUGCUAGCCGCUUGCUGGAAAAGGAAGCAGACAUUAAAAAGGUGGUGGAGUAUUGUCCAGACAUCGAUGAGCUCGAGCUGAUUGGCAGGAAUAUUUGGCUAAGACAGCUCUGCGAGCGUCUAUCUGGUCAUACAAUAUCCCUACUAACUCCAGCCGUGUUAUCCGAGCGUGCCUUACAAAUAUCGAUGGGUAGCAAUACAUCUUUAAAGUUGAAGCCGGUAGCGGCCUUUGCCUCGCAGCUGGCGGUGCUCAUCAAUGGCACCACCUACCGCCGAUAUCGGCCGGAGUAUUCGCCGAUACUGGAGCGGAGGUUCGUUUGCAAUCCGUACGAGCGCAGCCUGCGCACUAUUAUGCGCAUCGAGAACAAUGGCCGGGAGGCAAUCAACUUUAGCUGGAAUCGCGCCGAGUUCUUUGCCUACAACAACACACUUUUCAACUCGCCCAACGAGGUGUUUGUCUUCGAUACGGAACCCUUUCUGCUGCGGCCAGGCGACGUGCGUGAGGUCUCGGUGCUCUUCCGUCCCAGCAAGGUGGGCAUUGUGAAGCAGCGCUGGCUGCUCAAGACCUAUCCGCGCAUUUUCUUUCGUUGUCCCUGUGCCCUGACUCUGAACAUGCAUGGCCGGUGCACACCCCCACUGGAGUAUCUACAGCUGAUCGGAGAGUAUACGCAUCCAACAAUACGAGAUUGCCGAAAGUCGGCCACAGUGGAACAGUUGCCCACUCCAAUACCGCUGGAGCCACCACGAACUCUCAUCCCGUUCGCAAGGGAGCUGGAGGAGAGCGAGGCUUUUAAUCGGCGCAACGUGGGCUUUCACUGCGAACGCGACACCGAAAUUGAGGGCUUGAAAAGGUUCUUUUGCUUGGUUCGACCAGAUCUGUGCAACUUGGAAUGGGAUUACAGUGUAAGCAUGCUAAUUGAAUUGGUCUGCUCCAAGGAGGAUGAACGGCUGCGCGUCAAUCUUUUCGAGCAGCUACAACUGCAGCUGUCGGAGCUGCGUGGCCGCACAACGCCGCUCAGCCUGAGCGAUGCCCCAGCCAAGCUAAGGGAACGCCAGCGCACCAGAUACAUCUAUGUGCGUGGCAUCAUAUCGAAUAGCAUUGAAUUGUGGGAGCAGAAGAUUUGGGCGCUGUCUGCACAAAUUCUCAAGCUUGCCGAGCGCCGACAGCAAACAGAAGUGGAGUCCAGCUCAGUUGGUGCUCGGACACGGAAGCGGCUCCUACACUCGAAAUCAUUUCGAGAUUCAAUUUAUAUAUACACCUACUAUCAGCUGUGCGACGUUGCCGAAAAUAUUGUCUCCGUCAUCGAGAGCACUGAGCAGGUCUAGACAUAAAUUUACAUCCGACCCAAAUACUGUACAACGAAAUAAAAAAAAUACAGAAAAUA